Phascolarctos cinereus (koala) is the source of this 9774-nucleotide messenger RNA. RefSeq names its product tankyrase (gene TNKS). Gene Ontology annotation, molecular function: NAD+ poly-ADP-ribosyltransferase activity; protein binding. NCBI's taxonomy places the organism in Eukaryota, Metazoa, Chordata, Mammalia, Diprotodontia, Phascolarctidae. The record is from RefSeq and is a predicted model, not a curated record.
AUGGCCCCGCCCUCUCGUUCCCGUCAGCCCUUGCGGCCGCGGCCGUUGCUUCCCUCGGCGUCCUCGCUUCCGUGGCUGCGGACGGUGAUUGGCCCCGCUCGGGCGGAAGUGGGGGUGGGCGCUGGCUCGGUUGCCGCAGUGACCGUGCUGAGCGAGUGGGGAGAUGGCGGCGUCGCGUCGCUCUCAGCAUCACCACCACAACCACCACGGUGUCCAUCACCCGCCGCCGCCGCCGCCGCCGCCUCCGCUGCCGCCGCCUCUGCCUCUGCCGCUGCUGCCCCCGGGCGCCGCCGGAGCGGCCCCGCCGCCGCCGCCGCCCCCCCCCUCGCUGAGCCCCGGCCCGCGUCCCCCGCGGCCUCCCCGCGCCACGGCGGCCUCCCGGCGCCUCCAGACGCGGACGGGGGAGGAGCAGGCGGGCCCGGGGGCGGGGUCGGGGUCGGGCCUGGGCCUGAGCGGCCGCGCUCCCCCGAGCCCGCCGACAGCGCCGGCCCAGCCUCGGCCCCGGCUCCCGCGGCGGCGGCCCCCGGGCCCUGCCCCUGCCCCGGCUCCUGCCCGGCCGCUGCCGUCGCCUCUGCCACCUCGGUGUCCUCGGUGUCCUCGUGCUCCUCCUCGGCCUCCUCGUCGACCUCGUCCUCCUCGUCCUCGGCCUCCUCCGCCUCGUCGUCCCCCGGCUCGCUGGGGCCCAGCUCUGACAGCCCCCCGGAGGCAGGCCCAGGCCCGGGGCCGGCCGUGAGCGGCGCCCUGCGCGAGCUGCUGGAGGCCUGCCGCAACGGGGACGUGGCCCGGGUGCGGAGGCUCGUGGACGCGGCCAACGUGAACGCCAAGGACCUGGCCGGCCGCAAGUCGUCCCCGCUGCACUUCGCGGCCGGUUUUGGAAGGAAGGAUGUGGUAGAACACUUACUGCAGAUGGGUGCCAAUGUCCACGCCCGAGACGACGGUGGGCUGAUUCCUCUCCACAACGCCUGCUCCUUUGGCCAUGCUGAAGUGGUCAGCCUGUUGCUGUGCCAGGGGGCAGAUCCAAAUGCCCGGGAUAAUUGGAACUACACGCCCCUGCAUGAAGCAUCUAUCAAGGGCAAGAUAGACGUGUGCAUCGUUCUGCUGCAGCACGGAGCUGAUCCAAACAUUCGCAACACUGAUGGCAAAUCGGCCCUGGACCUGGCAGACCCUUCGGCGAAAGCUGUCCUCACAGGUGAAUACAAGAAGGACGAACUCCUAGAAGCCGCUAGGAGUGGUAAUGAAGAGAAACUGAUGGCUUUACUGACGCCUCUAAAUGUGAAUUGUCAUGCGAGUGAUGGGCGGAAGUCAACUCCUUUACACCUGGCUGCAGGGUACAAUCGUGUCCGGAUAGUUCAGCUUCUCCUUCAGCAUGGGGCUGAUGUUCACGCCAAAGACAAAGGUGGGCUCGUGCCUCUGCAUAACGCCUGUUCAUAUGGACAUUAUGAAGUCACCGAAUUGCUUUUAAAGCACGGAGCUUGUGUCAACGCAAUGGAUCUCUGGCAGUUCACCCCUCUCCACGAGGCCGCCUCCAAGAACCGCGUAGAAGUUUGCUCUUUGCUGCUUAGUCACGGAGCUGAUCCCACCUUGGUCAACUGUCACGGCAAGAGCGCGGUGGACAUGGCUCCCACGCCGGAGCUGCGGGAGAGGCUGACGUAUGAAUUUAAAGGUCACUCUUUACUCCAAGCAGCCAGAGAAGGAGACCUGGCCAAAGUCAAAAAGACACUCGCUUUGGAGGUCAUCAAUUUCAAGCAGCCCCAGUCUCACGAGACAGCUCUGCACUGUGCUGUGGCCUCCUUACACCCCAAGCGUAAGCAAGUGACAGAGCUCUUACUGCGGAAAGGAGCGAAUGUGAAUGAGAAGAACAAAGACUUCAUGACUCCACUGCAUGUCGCAGCUGAAAGAGCUCACAACGAUGUCAUCGAGGUUCUGCACAAGCACGGAGCCAAGAUGAAUGCACUGGACACACUUGGUCAGACGGCUUUGCACAGAGCGGCCUUGGCAGGCCACUUGCAGACUUGCCGCCUCCUGCUGAGUUAUGGGUCUGACCCCUCCAUCAUCUCCCUACAAGGUUUUACAGCUGCCCAGAUGGGAAACGAAGCCGUGCAGCAGAUUCUAAGUGAAAGUACACCUGUGCGCACGUCAGAUGUUGACUACCGGCUCCUAGAGGCAUCCAAAGCAGGAGACUUGGAAACUGUGAAGCAACUUUGUAGCCCUCAGAAUGUGAACUGCCGAGAUUUAGAAGGCCGCCACUCGACUCCCCUUCACUUUGCUGCCGGCUACAACCGGGUGUCUGUGGUUGAGUUCCUCCUACAUCACGGAGCAGACGUUCACGCCAAAGACAAGGGUGGCUUGGUGCCCCUCCACAAUGCCUGCUCCUACGGCCACUAUGAGGUGGCAGAGCUCUUAGUGAGACACGGGGCGUCUGUCAAUGUCGCCGACCUGUGGAAGUUCACUCCUCUGCAUGAAGCAGCCGCUAAAGGAAAAUACGAGAUCUGUAAGCUUCUCUUGAAGCAUGGAGCAGACCCAACUAAGAAGAACAGAGAUGGUAACACUCCUUUGGACUUGGUGAAGGAAGGAGACACUGACAUCCAGGACCUGCUCAGAGGAGACGCCGCCUUGUUGGACGCCGCCAAGAAGGGCUGCCUGGCCCGAGUACAGAAGCUGUGCACGCCCGACAACAUCAACUGCAGAGACACCCAGGGCAGAAACUCUACCCCGCUGCAUCUGGCAGCAGGUUACAAUAACCUGGAAGUAGCUGAGUACCUUUUGGAACAUGGAGCGGAUGUUAACGCUCAAGACAAAGGAGGCCUUAUUCCUUUACAUAACGCUGCAUCGUAUGGGCACGUGGACAUCGCGGCUUUGCUGAUCAAAUACAAUACAUGUGUGAAUGCCACAGAUAAAUGGGCCUUCACUCCGUUACAUGAAGCAGCCCAGAAAGGAAGAACGCAGCUGUGUGCCCUGCUGUUGGCGCACGGGGCAGAUCCGACCAUGAAGAAUCAGGAAGGACAGACGCCGCUAGACCUAGCAACGGCUGAUGACAUCCGAGCUUUGCUGAUCGACGCCAUGCCCCCGGAGGCCUUGCCUACGUGUUUCAAGCCCCAGGCUACUGUUGUGAGUGCCUCGCUCAUCUCCCCAGCUUCCACCCCAUCCUGCCUUUCUGCUGCAAGCAGCCUGGACAACCUCGCCGGCCCCUUGGCGGAGCUAGCAGUAGGAGGGCCUUCCAAUGCUGGGGAUGGAGCAGCGGGGGCGCAGAGGAAAGAAGGGGAAGUGACAGGUCUUGACAUGAAUAUCAGCCAGUUCCUCAAAAGCCUGGGCCUUGAACACCUCCGGGAUAUAUUUGAGACAGAACAGAUAACCCUAGAUGUAUUGGCAGACAUGGGUCAUGAAGAAUUGAAAGAAAUAGGCAUCAAUGCAUAUGGGCAUCGUCACAAAUUAAUCAAGGGGGUGGAAAGACUUUUAGGAGGGCAACAAGAUGAGGAAACUGAGGCCCAGAGGGUGAAAGUGACUUACCCAAGGUCUACCAAGAAGUGGCAGAGCUGGGAUUCGCACCCAGGUCCUUUGACUUCAAAUCUAGCCCUCUUCCCAUUACCUCAUCCCGAUCAGAGGAGUGAGUGUACCAGCCAGCUAGCUAGCGAAGGAGGAAGCAGCCCAGUUGGCAGCGUUUUCAGCACCAAUCCUUACUUGACUUUUCACUGUGUUAAUCAGGGAACGAUCCUGUUAGACCUUGCUCCAGACGACAAGGAAUAUCAGUCGGUAGAAGAAGAGAUGCAGAGUACAAUCAGGGAACACAGAGACGGAGGUAAUGCCGGAGGCAUCUUCAACCGAUACAAUGUCAUUAGGAUUCAGAAGGUCGUGAACAAGAAGUUACGGGAACGGUUCUGUCACAGACAGAAGGAGGUGUCGGAGGAGAAUCACAACCAUCACAAUGAACGCAUGCUGUUCCAUGGCUCUCCUUUCAUUAACGCCAUCAUUCACAAAGGAUUUGAUGAGAGACAUGCAUACAUAGGGGGCAUGUUUGGUGCUGGGAUUUAUUUUGCAGAGAAUUCUUCUAAAAGUAACCAGUAUGUUUAUGGAAUUGGAGGUGGCACUGGCUGUCCCACACACAAAGACAGGUCCUGUUACAUCUGUCACAGGCAAAUGCUUUUCUGUCGAGUGACUCUUGGGAAGUCCUUUCUCCAAUUCAGCACCAUGAAAAUGGCCCAUGCACCCCCCGGCCAUCAUUCUGUUAUUGGCAGACCUAGUGUCAAUGGUCUCGCGUAUGCAGAGUACGUGAUCUACAGAGGAGAGCAGGCUUACCCGGAGUAUCUCAUCACCUACCAGAUCAUGAAGCCGGACGCCCCCGCCAAGGCGGCCACGACGGCAGAGCAGAAGACCUAGGAGAGCCCGGGCCGACGCCACGUGGGACUUAGACCUGAGACUGGAUUGCGUGUGAUUGUUUCCCCAAACCAAGACACCCCAUAAAAAUCGUGACAGCCCAGAAACCAGCCGUUUGUCUUUUCUAAAGCCUCGCUCUCGCGAUGACUCUGCUUCCCGCUCCGCUGCUCCCGUCUGCCCCCUUUGUGGAAACAUUGACCAGGCGGCCUCUUCUCGUGGCUCAGGCGGGGUCACCCUCCCCAUCCGUGGCCGGCUCAGUAGAGAACCUGACCGCCGGGGUCUAGACACUGCAGGCGGCAGUGUCGUCAGUGUCGAAACUCCAGGCGUCCCUGCUCGGGCUGUGUCAUUACAUACAGACCACACGAAGCCCGUGUCCACGGACCGCACGUUUUUAGAGAGGCAUAAUCAGCUAUUUAUUUUUUUUGGGUGGAGGGGAACAAUAUUUGAAAAUGAGCCAGGACCUUCUUGAGAAUAUUUUGCACAGUCCAACGACUAAAAUCCUCAGCAGCGCGAGGCAAACCUGUAUCCUCACCGAGAAGGGUUUGGGUCCAAUUCUUCUCUGGUUUGUGUUUUUAUGUUUGCGCUUGGCAUAGAAUGUUUUGCUGUAAAAAACAAAAUGAGCGCUUUCUUUUCGAUUUGGCCCAUUUUCCAAGGGAAGGGUACCCAAACAGCCAGGGUUCCCAAGGGGAGAUGAGAAGCAGGUGUUCCCCCCACCUCCGGGUCAAAGUGCCAGUGUGUCUCCACUGAAUUUGACCCAGGGAGGGGUCUGUCUGUCCAGCAGUGGACUGAAAUGCCUCCAAGGAGACAGGGUCCAAGGUGUGCCAGGGUUUUGAGAAGCAGAGGCCUCCUUGCCAAAACGAAGUAGCUGGAAGGUUGUCUGCAUUAACUGGGAGGGGAGGAAUCCUUAACUUUGUGCUGAGGGUGUACCCUUGUCAACCAGGAGACAGAGAAUAAAUGAAAUGGUGGCGAGUAGAGAAAAAGCACAUUUCCAAACCAACCAGACAAAUGGACUGAGACGGACCUCCGACUUUGGGCCAGCACAUGAGGGAGGGCAGCUUUCCCUCCCCAAGGUGGAGGUUCAUCUCAGUUCAUUUGUCUGGUUGGUUUGGAAUGCGCCCCACAUUUUCUUAAUCAGAGGUAGAGACACCCCCAGACCUUCUGGGUGUGUUUCAGAGGUCCACUCGGUAGAGAGGGCGCUGGUCUGAGACGAUACUGGCUUGGCUCCCAGGCUCAGCUUUUCAGUCUGCGGGUCAGGGUCUGGAGGUGGGGACACAGGAAGCCCUGUGGCCCUCACUCUAGAGGUGCUUGUCCCUUCCUUGCCUUGUGUUUGUCCGUAGCUCAGCACGCCCUGGGGUCCAUCCUUUCAUUGACCUUGAAGUGGAAGUGGCCAGUCUUGAAUGAGAAGGCAAAGCAAACCGUGAGCCUUUUGUUUUUAGCUGAUUCCACCCUGACAGUCAUCUAGAGUAGCCUGCAGUAUCUCACAGUCCCGUCCAGAAGGUUGGAGACAGUCCACCGGGGUUUCUUUUUGCUUUGAGCCCACUGCCAGCUAGCGUGGGCCUCUGGGCCUGGUGUGUUAGCAGCAGGAGACCCAGGCAGCUUCCCCUGAAGAGUCAGUGACUCAUUAACAUCCCAGUGGCCGCAGGAGUACAAGUGUGACCUUCACUUCCAGCCUUCUGAUACAAAUGUUCAGCAAAUGAGGGGAAUGCCUGGUCGUUUUCCCUUACUGUGAGGCGUAGGUGUGGUUCUCUACCUUAACCACAGCUGUAGACCUCAGUGAAGCAACAGGGUUCCUUAUCAUGGUGUCAGUAGGAAGGGAUUCCAGAAGAAAGCCAACCUCUGAGUCACAAACGUGACAUUUGUGGUUUUCCCUGUGCAAACAGAAUUACUGGGGGUGCUGGGUUCAGACUAGAUCCUUAGAAGAAGGGAAGGUGGCCAGCCUUAGGCAUCUGAAGUGAGGAGAAGAGGGAAGGAGAACCUUUGGAGGAAGACCCUCAGACUAGCUGGAGUCUUCAGAAUGGAGGAACAGGAAAGGACUUUUGGGGUGAUGAGGUAGAUGAGAUUCCUGUGUGAGGGCAGGUUGGCCCUGGGAUUUUUUCUGCAGCAGACCACCCUUGGAUUCAGAUCUAAAGGCCUGGUCACCAUUGUAUUCAAAGAUUAGGACAAGUCUGAUGCAUUUGGAAUGUCCAUUUAAAGCAAGGGGAAAGGCCCUCCAAAUCAUUACAAGUUGCAUGUUAAUUUCAGAGUCAAGUGAACUUCCCUCCUCUUUGAAGAAAAAUUAGCCAUCUGGAGGUGAUCUUUCUCAAACUUGCAUCAAUUUUUGUCUUCUAAGGCAAGUAGAAAAGAAUGACAGAAAAUGCAAAACUGUUAUGCUGCUCGGGGCCUGGCCUUCCUCGUGUGGAUGCUUCUCCUUCCCCCUCUUCUGCCCUCUCCUUUGGCCCCGCUCACCUUCCCACUCCACUUCCCCUCUUCUCCAUCCUCUGUUGGCGCCUGCAGCCAGAAUUGGGCGAUUGCUAUCUUAGCCCCACCCAGGUACUCCGUGGUAGGGGAGCAGCCAGAGGGUCAGUGCACAUCAUAGCAGGCCAGCCACAGCUCUUCACAUUCUCUUCAAGUUAAGCAUUCCCAGAUAUAGUUAGCCUUUCAAGCAAGUGAAACAGAAUAAUCACUCUGAGUUUUCUUGGAUCGAGAGACCUCCCUCCUGCAGGAACCACAAAUAAAUAGGCUUAGUGUCAGCAGCACUGACUGGAGUAUCCAAGGAAAAGCUUGCCCUCCCAGAACAGCUUUAUGCUUCGAAACAUGGAAGAAAGUGCCUAAAAGAAGAAAAAGAAACAAAGGUUGAGGUCCCAUUACUGUCAUCAGCAUUACAUUGCUAUAGAAAAGGGUGUUUAACAUUGUCUUCUAUUGCAUUUCAUCUCCCCACUCCUAUGAAGACUGUAGACACACUGUGUGAUCUCUGUCCUCCCCAGUGUCAGGAUUCCUAUAAACUGCCUUCAAAAGCAGGAAUGGUUUCUUCUAAGCACUUUUCUCUAGUCUAGCCAGACUCCAGUCCUCUCCAACCACCCACCUACCUUCUUUACUCUGUUAGGCUAAAGAGACUGUAAAAAUAGAAUCUUUUUGGCCUUGUGGGCCAGCUCUCUUGACUGGCAUAACGUUGGAUUUCACCUCAGAAAUUUACUGUGUAAAACGGUAGUUAGGUGUUUCAGAUGUUCCCUUGGUACUACUGUAAGGAAAAGGAAUGGAAUUUGGGGUGAAAUUAAUGGGUGGCACUUAGGUUCAGUAUACCCAACCUGUUAAUAUGAACUUUUCUUAAAAGAGGGCCAUCGGUUGAAGGAUUCCAAAGUUUCUUCCUCAUUUCUGAGAGCUGUAGGAAGUUCUAAUUGUGACAAGAACAUACUCGUUAUGCGCCAUUGAGAUAAAAUGUUCCUCCUGCUGCAACCCUGCUUCAUCUCAUCUCGUGCCGAUUCUUAUCCAUUCUUUUUGAUGUCAUGAAACAGGCCCCUUCUAUAUCCCAACAAACAAAGGGAUGGCCUCCCUGGGCCUGUGUUUCCUUCAGUGUGAGAAACUGGCUUGUGAGAUAAAGAAUGGCUCAGUACCCCUCCGUCGUCCCAUGGUUUACUGUAGGCCUCCCACUCACUCCGAAGGAAGGAAAUGGAAACAUUUACAUAUUGGAUGUGAUUGCUAUCUUUAAAUAGUGAACAAGGGAACAGAUUUGUCCUGCAGAGCCCCUUCCAGAAGGGAGAAUUGGCACCGGGUGGUAGAUGUUCCAGGAAGUCGUUUGCAGCCCCACCUUAGAGGGAAGCAUGCAUUUCCUAGUGAUCACAGCUGUUGGUGAGUUGAUUAUAACAUAGAUUGUUUCCUUUCACAUUGAGGGAUAACUUGGGGGUGUGUUAGAGAGGAGAUUGGACUAGGUGACCUCUCUGGUCUGUGAUUCUAGGUACAACAGACAAUUUCUGAUAGAUGCCAUUCGGUUGAACAUUUUGUUGAAACUGUUUCCUUCUAGGGCUGGGGCGUAGGGGCAGUCUGCUUGUCAUCUGUCUCCCUAUCUGGCCGCACUCUAAAGUCUCCCAGGGUUUGAGAAAAUGCUAGGAAAAUGACCAGAACUUCUCAUAUAGGGCACAAAACCCGAUUCCAAAAUGAAACCCUAUAGGAUGGAAGUCUUACACUGGAGCAUUUUUACUGAUUUGAAAUAGGUUCCCAAAGUGAAAGCCAGAAGACAUCCAGACAGAUUUCAGAUGUUGCUAGGGCCGGGAUGGCCACGUGAGGGCCAGUUUGGAAAGGAUGCCUUCAGGUGCGCCAUUGACAAGACAGACUUCUGUUGGGCUCCAGAUGUUUGGGGUUCUUGGGCCAUCUCCCCAAGACCACGAGUUGUGCCGAAGGGCCUUUGCUGAUCCAAGGGCCAGGGUCUCCCCACGUAGGGAGGUUUUGGAAUCGGAUCGUGAGGGGCACCAUUGCUUAGGGUCAGUCUGCAGGAAAGGCCCCUUCCCUUCCACCUCCUGCUUUUGAGGCCGUGCUCUGGAAGCUGAUGCGUCCGCACUGAGCAUCUUUGUACUCUGCUACGUGACUGGGCCCGUGCUUUCACUGGUGUGGGUGGGCACAAGUGGCAGUCCCCAUGGAGGCCCUCCCCAACCUCCCUCCUCAUCUGUGGCUCCCAGUGCCGCCCUGUCGCUGUCCGUCUGUGUCUCAAGUGCUUGCCCUGUGACCAGCCCACCUUUCCCCCGUCCCUGUUCUCCGUCACGUCUUUCCCAUUUCUCACUCGUGCAUAAGUCGUCCUUGGGGACGUUGGGUUACUUCCAAAACCGUGGUGGCGAAUGAUUCACAGCCAUAGAACGGCCCGGAAGACUCGCGUCAGAAGGGGGUGUUGGCGGCGGUGGCAGCCGGGUCCUCCCAAGUGCGUCCGUCUGUGAAACGACGUGUCCCUUUGAGGGCUUCUUGUGACUGGUGGCGCCCCGUUCCCCUCUGGUGUCUGCAUCUGCGCCUGUUCACCUCUUAGCUGAACGGCGUGCUCUUCAAAGAAGGCAGCGCGGCCGCAGCGGCCCGGGUGUUGAUUGACGCUGUGUUCCCAGUGGCGGGUUUGUCUCGGUGUACCCCAGCUCACGCUCAGGGGUCUCGGCUGUCUUUGUGUCUGUCUGUCGUGACUCCCUCCUGGUCCUGGUUGUGACCUGCUGGCCCUGCCCGCCGACGCCACGGAGGAAUACUUCACAGGCGUGCGGGCUUGGGUCACCUGACGCUGCUGCGACAGCCGCCUUUGUUUCCCCUCGCCAGCCCCCCUCUUCGUGCUAAAAGAGGCCGCCUGCCGAGGUAACCGCCUGCCCGGCAGGGCGCCGACCACAACUUGUAACCGCUUUGGCUCUGUGUCUAAUCUGCAGCACUUGUUAUCUAAUGACCAAUAAAGACAUUUCUGAAGCA